CCAUCCAACUAUUUUACUUCUCAAACUUUUAAAGGUGUGCCUUAUGCCAGUCAUAAGCUUUCAGUCGUCAUCAAUGCACUCAUUGCAAAUGAUAUUUGCACUGAGCGAACUCUGUUAACAGAUCCUUGAGAUUUAAGAGGGAGAAGCUUCACAGCGAGAAAUUGCGAGGAAGGUUACAUAAACACGAUUUUGACGCAUGGGCUGAUAGAAAAUGAUGAUCUUUAGACACACAUACAUAUGUAGAUUGAAUCCCUCGAAACCAUGUAACCACUUUGCCAAUAUAACCCUGUUCAAUGUAUUCACGUACAUAUGUAGAGGCAACCCCUCCAUGCCAUGCAUCCACCUUGUUCAAACACCCAUCUUCAGUCUAUACACAUGCCAUUUUCCUUUCUCCUCCUAUACCCCAUUGACUGCAUCAGAAAACCAGGUGGCAGAGGAAGGACGAUUAAGACAGGGUUCAAGCAAACGGGAAAGGCUGCCAAGGCCACUAGGGUUUCAAGAGCUUGCUGAGACUAUAAAUGGUCUUACACCCUUGAGGCUAUUGAGUUUGUUGGAGUUACCUCUUGACACAUCUACUACUCUGAAUGCCUUCAAUUGGGCAUCCAGACAAAAGGGGUACACCCACAAUACUGCGACCUACCAUGCCAUAAUAAGGAAAAUGGGAUAUGCAGGGCAGUUUGAAGAGGUUCACAGGCUUUUAAGGCAAAUGAAGGCUGAAGGGUGCGUCUGUCAAGAAUGGACCUUUAUCUUGGUAAUGCAAUGCUAUGCAAAAGCUCAAUUACCAGGUCAGGCUGCUCGUGUUCUUAAUUUAAUGAGCGAAUUCAACUGCGAGCCUUCAGUGAAGUCAUUCAAUGUGUUGCUUGACAUCCUGGUUUCACAGAAUUGUCACCAAAUGGCACAGUCUGUUUAUUACAGCAUGCUUAGUGCUGGGGUUUCUCCUACUGUUUUCACUUUUGGCACCAUCAUAAAGGCCUUUUGCAGAAUGAAACAGGUAGAGUUUGCUUGCCGCUUGCUCCAUGAAAUGCCCAAACACGGCUGUGUUCCUAACACCAUUAUAUAUUAUACCCUCAUAGAUACUCUUUGUAAGGAUAAUAGAGCAAGGGAGGCGCUUAAAAUUUUACAUGAGAUGCUUUUGAUGGGGUGCACGCCUGAUGUUUUCACUUACAAUAAUAUCAUUGAUGGUUUCUGUAAGUCUGGAGAGAUUUCUGAGGCUAGAAACCUAUUUCAUAAAAUGUUGCUUCGUGGCUGCAGUCCAAAUGUAUUUACUUACAAUAUACUGAUCAAUGGACUAUGCAAAAAUGGUCAAGUGGAUGAAGCUAGAAUUGUUCUAGAUUACAUGUCUAAAAAUGGUUUACAACCUAAUAUUGCUAUUUACAACAUGUUAAUUGAUGGGCUACUGAAGGAAGACAGAGUGAAAGAAGCUAGGGAAUUUUUAAAUGAAAAAAUGGUGCAAAAUGGAUGUGAACCAAAUGUUUUUACAUACAGUAUUUUGAUUCGUGGGCUUUGCAAGGAGGGAAAUUCCAUAAAAGCUUAUCAGCUCUUUGAUGAGAUGACAAGUAAGGGAUGUUUUCCAAAUGUUGCUACCUACACAACGCUCAUUCAUGGUCUGUGUAAAGAGGCAAGAAUGGAGGAUGUUGAUAAGGUUUUGGAAGAAAUGUCUAGUAGGGGUGUUGCUAUGAAUGUACGAACAUACAACACAGUCAUCCAUGUUCUAUGCAAAGAGGGUAAAAUGGUUAGAGCAGUUGAUUUAAUGAAUAGAAUGUCAAGACAGGGCUGUACCCCUGACAUAACCACAUUUAACUCGUUUAUUUUUGGUCUAUGCAAAGAAGGCAGAAUAGGUGAGACCUUGAAGGUUUUCAACCACUUGUUACCGCAGGGCAUAGUUCCAAAUAUAGUCACUUAUAAUACUUUGAUCAAUGGGUUGGUGCAGGAAGGUGACACUGAGAAGGCCUUGGAGCUAAUAAAUGAAAUGGCAUUAGUAGGAUGUGUUCCAAAUGUUAUUACUUACAACACAUUGAUAAAAGGAUUCUGCAAGGCCAGUGACACUGAGAAGGGCUUGGAUCUGUUUCAAGAAAUGCUGUGGAAGGGAGUCACCCCCAACACUCAUACAUACAAUGUUUUGAUUGAUGGGCUCUGCAAUGCGGAUAAAUCAUCUGAUGCAAGAAAGCUUUUUAAGGAGAUGUGUCAUAGAGGAUGUACUCCAGACAGCAUUACCUAUAACACUCUCAUUAAAGGCCAUUGCAAAGAGGGCAGAAUAUCAGAAGCUAAGGAGCUUUUUGACAAAAUGCAUGUAGAAGGUAUCACACGUGACAUUAUAACUUACAACACACUGAUAGGGUGGCUUUGCAAGGCACUUUUGGUGAAUGAGGCUACCAGCUUUCUCAUUAGAGCAGUUGAUGAUGAAGGGCUUGUCCCUGAUGCUUUCACAUGGAACCCGCUUGUCAAUUCUCUUCUGAAAGAAAAUGAUUGUUGGCAACAAGAAAUGUUACAAAAGUUCACUGCAGCCCUUGUAAUUUGAAGGAAUUUGAAAAUUCUAUAAAACUUUGAAGCAUAUUUUUGUUCA
Molecule: messenger RNA, 2563 nt
Organism: Cryptomeria japonica (Japanese cedar)
Lineage: Eukaryota; Viridiplantae; Streptophyta; Pinopsida; Cupressales; Cupressaceae
Product: pentatricopeptide repeat-containing protein At5g64320, mitochondrial
Exons: 2
Coding region: 212-2518 (768 amino acids)
Molecular function (GO): protein binding
Source: RefSeq, a predicted model, not a curated record